UUUGUAUUUGUGUUGUAGGCUAGCCGAAGAAGAUGGCUAGCGAGUUAUAAGUUUGACAUCAUAUAAUUUUGAUAAAUGCAUAAAUAUUAAAUAUAAGCGUUCUUAGUUUUCAUCUUUCAAAAAACUUAGUCAGAAGUCCAAAAUGAUAACGAAAAUAAUUGUCAUACUAUUAAUUAUAUCUUCAACAAUUUAUCCUUCCAUUGCUUUGCUGGAUCCCAUAUCUGUCUCAGUUGGAGCAGCGGUCUUAGCAGGUUUAGGCUAUAAUUUUGAUUUUGUGAAAGAAAAAACUUACUGUAAGUUGCAAGAAUGUUGCAACGAUGAUUACAUUCCUGGAUAUGUUUCAAAAUUGGAGGAUGAAUUAGAGUCACACCUGUUCGGUCAGCAUAUAGUCAUACAAAAGGUUAUUCCCGCCUUGCAAGCACACUUUAAUAAAGGGACGCAUUCUAAAAAAUCCUUAGUACUUAGUUUCCAUGGAACGCCCGGUACGGGGAAGAACUAUGUUGCCGAUUUUAUGGCCAAAACACUUUACAAAAAAGGAUUGUCCAGUAAAUUUGUUCAUGUUUUUAAAGGAAGAGCUGAUUUUCCGCUUCAAAGUGAAAGCGAACUAUAUUCUAGACAAAUUAAAAUGUUAGUUGAAAAUGCAGUCAUGGAGUGUCCACGCUCACUUUUUAUCUUUGAUGAAGUUGAUAAAAUGCCUAACGGAAUAUUCGAAGCACUUACAUCACUUGUAGAUUAUUCUUCGAAAAACAAAGAUGUUGAUUACAGGCAGGCCAUUUUUGUGUUUCUUUCAAAUACAGCAGGGGUAAAUAUUGCUACACAUUUGGGAUCCCUUUUAAGUAAGGGAAUUUUGCGAGAGGACACGAAAAUGAGUGAUUUUGAGAAUAUACUUGAAGUUGGAGCCUAUAAUCUCGAAGGUGGAAUGAAAAAGACAGGCUUGAUAGAAGCACAUGUCGUAGACCAUUAUAUUCCAUUUUUACCACUUGAAAAAGAACAUGUAGCUAAGUGUAUAGAGGCAGAGUUUCGAAGGUGGGGCAAGAUACCAUCAAGUGAAAUUACUGAAAAAAUAAUUGAAGAAUUUGUCUCGUUUGAGAAGAAAACUGGAUUGUUUGCUACAUCGGGAUGCAAGAGACUCGAUAAAAAAGUUGUUGUGGAGGGAAAAAUGAUGUUUUAAAAAAAAUAAACUGUUGUUUUUUUACCUUUUCAGAAA
Molecule: messenger RNA, 1207 nt
Organism: Eupeodes corollae
Lineage: Eukaryota; Metazoa; Arthropoda; Insecta; Diptera; Syrphidae
Gene: Torsin
Product: torsin-like protein
Exons: 4
Coding region: 143-1171 (342 amino acids)
Biological process (GO): cellular response to misfolded protein
Molecular function (GO): ATP hydrolysis activity; ATP binding
Source: RefSeq, a predicted model, not a curated record